AUGGAAGUAGAGAGUGAGCUAAAGAGCUUGAUUACAGUAGGGCUCUUCACAUAUGUAUCCUUAACCUAUUGUUACCGCAUUGCAGCAAAGAUCCCAAAGGGCUUGCCUAGGCUCCUUGCCCUCCUCCCGGUUAUGAUCAUACUAUUCAUCAUCCCCAUCAACCUUCACUCCAUCUAUCUAGGUCAUCCUCUAGUAAUCCUUAGGGUUGAACACGAGCCGCACUUCAAAUCACCUCACUUGGCCUCAUCGUUGCAAGACUUCUGGGGCCGUAGGUGGAACCUCAGGGUAUUGGAGACGCUCCGUCUCGUCAUCUACUACCCGAUACGAAGUGUUUCUAUACGUAUAAUCGGAGAUCGAUCGAGUUCAUUACCGCCUGUUUUCGUAACGUUUGCCGUCUCCGGUCUGAUACAUGAACUGCUGUAUUACAGCAUAUUGCGUGCAAAACCUACGUGGGAGAUAACUUGGUUCUUCGUUUUGCAUGGGGUUCUCGUGGACAUGGAGAUUAUAUUGAAGAAGAAGGUCAAGCUGAGGCUUCACAGGGCGAUUACAGGACCAUUGGCUAUGGCGAAUCUGACACUCACUUCUGUCUGCUUAGUUCUUGCACCGCUCUUGAGAAAUCGUGUAGACGAAAGGAUAAUCCACGAAUUCUACCUCUUUCUGGAUUUCUUUUUGAGCUUAUUUCCGAGUAAAGUGUAUCCGAGAUCACUGAAAUUUCAAAAAGUUAUAAAAUAA
Hibiscus syriacus is the source of this 732-nucleotide messenger RNA. RefSeq names its product probable long-chain-alcohol O-fatty-acyltransferase 1. Lineage: Eukaryota; Viridiplantae; Streptophyta; Magnoliopsida; Malvales; Malvaceae. The transcript is spliced from 2 exons. The coding region runs from base 1 to 732 and encodes 243 amino acids. The record is from RefSeq and is a predicted model, not a curated record. Gene Ontology annotation, biological process: lipid metabolic process.